Oryzias melastigma (Indian medaka) is the source of this 1485-nucleotide messenger RNA. Its product is annotated as la-related protein 6. Bases 387 to 1442 code for a protein of 351 amino acids. Gene Ontology annotation, molecular function: mRNA binding. Gene Ontology annotation, biological process: RNA processing. The transcript has 4 exons. Lineage: Eukaryota; Metazoa; Chordata; Actinopteri; Beloniformes; Adrianichthyidae. Gene Ontology annotation, cellular component: nucleus. The record is from RefSeq and is a predicted model, not a curated record.
UCUGAAAUCUCCUUUGUUGCACUUCAAUCACAAAGUGACUUUUUCCCACAGAAUGUUUUUCUGAGUGAGGACGUCAUGAGCUUCUCCUCCUCAGAAACCUGCAGCAGCUCUGUACUUCAUCACACCUGGAGGUUUUAGUUUCAUGUCCAGCUCAUGAAGAGCUGUUCUUUCAGUCUGUCACGCAGCGUGCAGCCAGAGUUACGUGCAGAUGAGAAGAACCGAAGCAGGACUUUGCACCUUCAGCAGCUUCUGGACUCUUUGGUCCGAGCUUCAUCUCAGAACCUCGGCUAGAAUGAGCUCAGAGCUUCUCAGCAUGUUGGCAUGGUUUCAGAUGAAGAACUUCAGCGGCCUGUUGGAGACGCACAGGAAGUAGCAGCAUUGACUCCAUGAGUUCAGCUGGUUUUUCCAGGAAACCGUCCGACUUUUCAGAAACCAUGAGUCUUCUUAACAGAGAUGGUGUACAGACAGGCUGUGGAGACGGCCUGCUCCUGAAGAUCAGAGCACGGCUGGAGGAGAUGUUCACUGACGCUCACCUGGCGGAGGACGGCUUCCUGCUGAAACACCUGCAGAGCAGGAACGGCUUCGUCAGCCUCAAGCUGCUCACCUGUCUGAAGAAGAUAAAGACCCUGACACCAGACUGGCACGUGACCCUGGAAGCUGCUCUGUCCUCUGACCUGCUGGAGGUGAACGAUGAACGCACCAAGUUGAGGCGCAAACGGCCGCUUCCCCAAUGGCUGCUGUGUUCUCCUACCAGCAAACUGCUGCUCAUCUGUAACGCCGCCGAGGAGCAGAGCAGGAGGGCGGAGCAUCACUCCCUCCUCCAGACGCUACUCCAGAAGUUGGGCCUUUCGGACAGCAUUUCUGCCCUCUGGAUUCUGAUUCCCGGUGAGGAGCUUCCCAAAGAGCUCCAGUGCUACACCAAACGCCACCAGGAGCUGGGCCAGCACGCGUGCACGGUGGUGAAGUUUGACCUUCUGGAGAAGGUCAGAAGGGCGUUCAGAGACCUGCAAGGAGAGGGCUUAAGAGUCGUAGCUUUGGGAUGCAAGUCGAUGUGUAACUUCAGCAAACCUCCACCCAGGGAGGAGACAAACACGCCACAAGAUGAGGACAGAAGUCCUGAAAUGACGCUCAGUCCACCUGAACGAUCUUCACCUGCGGAGCUCCAUGAGGUUCAGACAGAACCGGAUCCGCUGGAAGACAUCAAACUGGGGACGUUCCCCCCCGACUGUGACGUCUGCUCCUGGGGUCAGAAUGAUGACCUACCCGCCAACAUGUGCUUCGGAGACGCCAGCGACGAGUGUCCGUGGGUUCUGAGGCGCAGAUCCACAGCCAGACACUCGGCGCCCAAAACGCUGAGAGUGCUGCGGCAGCCUCUUGGUCCUGAUGGUGGGAGGGGCUUUGAUCCCAAAAGGAGGGAUCAGACCACAGUUUUACCUUCAUGACACUGAAAUUCUUUACAGUGAUAAUAAACAGAUUUGUUGAGAA